CUACGUCAUCACGUCGUUGGAACCUUCAGCUGUCAGACUUUGGCCACCCCAGUGCAGGGUCUGUUGUUGGCAAACUAAUACGAACAAUACAGCUUUAUUUAAAGUUGUGCAUUCUUCUGCUGGUCGAUCUUUGAACGCUUAGUCCGUGGCUGUAGCACCGAACCUGCACGGAGACCAACCGCCUCCUUCUAGUCUUUGCUGGAUCUUGCACAACAAGCCAGCGAUCCUGAGCGGGUGGAAGGGUAGAUGCAGGGAGGGAGGGAGUAAAAAAAGGCAAAAGUCUUUGUGCUUCCCUUCCCCCUCAUCAAAGCAAAGGGGAAAUGUCUCUGUCCAAAGGAGGGAAGAAAAAGAACCCUGGGCUGAAGCUGGCCAAAGAAGUGUUUACGCCUCCCCCACCAGCAGCAACAGCGCCCCCUCGAGAUCUUGAUUCUAAAGCUUGUGUUACAAUUGGAGAUCAGAACUUUGUGGUGAAGGCAGAUGACUUGGAGCAGAUUGCGGAGCUUGGUAGGGGAGCGUAUGGGGUGGUGGACAAGAUGAGACAUGUGCCCAGUGGCGUUAUCAUGGCUGUCAAGAGGAUUCGUGCUACAGUGAACACACUGGAGCAGAAGAGGCUUCUGAUGGACUUGGACAUUUCCAUGAGGACAGUGGACUGCUUCUUCACAGUGACCUUCUAUGGCGCCCUCUUCAGAGAGGGUGAUGUUUGGAUCUGUAUGGAACUGAUGGACACGUCUCUGGAUAAGUUCUACAAGAAGGUUAUUGAGAAAGGCAAAACCAUCCCUGAGGACAUCUUGGGCAAGAUCACAGUAGCAAUUGUCAAGGCAUUAGAGCAUCUGCACAGUAACCUGUCAGUGAUACACAGAGAUGUGAAGCCCUCCAAUGUUCUGAUCAACACACAAGGCCAAGUGAAAAUGUGCGACUUCGGCAUCAGCGGCCACCUGGUGGACUCUGUGGCCAAAACAAUGGAUGCAGGCUGCAAGCCCUACAUGGCGCCUGAGAGGAUCAACCCUGACCUCAACCAGAUAGGCUACAGUGUCAAGUCAGACAUAUGGAGUCUUGGUAUCACAAUGAUCGAGCUUGCCAUUUUAAAGUUUCCCUACGAGUCUUGGGGUACGCCAUUCCAGCAACUGAAACAGGUGGUGGAUGAACCGUCUCCGCAGCUCCCUGCCGACCGCUUCUCUCCAGAGUUUGUUGACUUCAUCUCCCAGUGCUUAAGAAAGAAGCCAAAUGAAAGACCAGCUUAUACAGAAUUAAUGACUCAUCCAUUUUUCACCCUGCACGACUCCAAAGAGACAGACGUGGCCAGUUUUGUCAAGGUCAUCCUGGAUGACUGACGGGUUCCCUCCAGGCUCCAUCUCUUCAGGGUAGGCGGGACCUCUCCGCAAACAAACCAAUGGCCUACCUUUUUUUUUUUUUUUUUUUUUUUUUUUUUUAAAUGAAGCUCACUGGAAUGACAGACUCUCAUGCACCCAGAAACAACAGGGGUGUGACCCAAAGACUGACAACAGCCCAGCAGCUCUGGAGUGGGAGAGCUGUGGCAAUAUGAACUUGUGCGGUGAACUGGAGAGGUUCAGUUCAAUCCUCCAAGCUUUCCAUGUGAGCGAGUUAUCCAAAAUGACAAAUAUGAACUGAACCUAAAUUGUUGCUUUUGUGUUGUUCUUUUUUCCCCUUAUCUCUCCCUUCAGAAUGAACAGAGCCAGCCGCUAUCUGUUUGUGACACAUAUUGUAAGCAUACUUUGAAUUUCCUCAGCAAAACCAACAGUUAAUAUGUAUGUUGUUGUAUGUGCAUUGAAAGCUAUAUUUGCAUAUUUGUUUGUAUGUUUUCUUAUUAUACAGAGUUUUGAUACUGUAUAAUGUUGAAUUUACCAGACAAGUGUAUUUCUACCGGACUAGGGCCUUAUUCCUCAGAUCACAUCAGGUUGGACUGCAGUUGUUGCAGGCCAGGCUGUGGGAGGUUCUGGGGGGCAUAAGAAAAUGUCAGUGGUCACAUUGUGAACGGGAGAAGUCGUUUUUAGAUCUCUUGGUGGCAUGAAUCAGGAAUGUCAGGUGUACUAUAUUAGUGAUCUGUUGCGUCGCCCUCCGUACAGUGACCUGACGCCUUUGCUUCUUCUUUCUUGGGUAUUAAAGAAUCAGCUCCAGGGCUCCCAUUGUUACCACCUGAAAGUGUUCAGGGGUUGCCUCGUGAAACACACAGAUUUCUCUCCUUCGAUGUGCCACUUUGCAAAUUGUUCUCAUGAAUCACUGCAUUAAUUGUGUUUUUAUUCUCUCUUUUGGACUUGUUUUUGCUUGAAUUUUUGAUUUUUUUUUUUUUUUUUGCAACAUUUAAACUUGUUUUUCUUCUCAAAUCUGGAUUUAGCAUAGACGUUUCAUAAAGAGGCACUUACAUUUGUUUUGGUUUGAGAUCCUGUUAUGCCUUAUAGAGACAGAAUGUUAGGGAAAUAAUUUAUGUGUUGAAGAUGUAAAUAUUAUCUGCUUUUUAAAUGGCACUGUCCCAACCUGUCCCUGUUGUAAAUGAGGGGUAGAGUGGUUGCUAUUAGUUCAUUUUAAUUCAGUGUAACACACAUAUAAAAACACUUCGUACUCACACGGCCAGCUGACUGUCGUACAUCUAUAGCUCAGGUUCAUGUGCUCUCCUACACAGUAUGCCCCUAGGUCGUACUUUCCCGUGAGUACUGGACCAAGAGCUUCUUUUAAGUCUAUGGUGGGAAGCUAUUAUCUCCUCUGUCAGACCAUACUAUGCAGAGCUCCUUGGACACACAGCAAGAGGCCCUCUUCAUGUGGCAGUUUCCCCACUCCCGAGUGUUCUGUUAUGAUGAUGAUAGUGACGAUGACUGCCAUGCCCGUGUAAAUGGCUAGCACUCAUUGCCUCUCUGGUUUAUGCUGUAGUGUUAUCUAUAUCAAAAGUCAGUAAGUUAGGACUAUUUAUGAUUGUGAAUAAUAAGGGAAAGCUAGUAACACCACAAAGAAGCUGCUGUUAUUUUCUUAUUUUUAGUUUUUCUUUUCCAGUCGGCCUUCUGUGGAUGGCCAUUCCCUUGGUGUGUAAAAGUGGGUUUUAUGCUGAUCACAAUGAGAAUGGAACACUUGCUCUACCUCUUACUCCUUCACUCUAUUUGCCACCUUUUCACAGGGUGGGACCGACGAACUUGAACUAUGAAAAGACAAGAAAUAAAUAAAGGUCUUUAUUGUUCAGUA
This is a messenger RNA of Mugil cephalus (flathead mullet), 3189 nucleotides long. Its product is annotated as dual specificity mitogen-activated protein kinase kinase 6-like. Bases 321 to 1331 code for a protein of 336 amino acids. The transcript is spliced from 12 exons. The record is from RefSeq and is a predicted model, not a curated record. Gene Ontology annotation, biological process: MAPK cascade; protein phosphorylation. Lineage: Eukaryota; Metazoa; Chordata; Actinopteri; Mugiliformes; Mugilidae. Gene Ontology annotation, molecular function: ATP binding; MAP kinase kinase activity.